Camellia sinensis is the source of this 1406-nucleotide messenger RNA. RefSeq lists its product as uncharacterized. NCBI's taxonomy places the organism in Eukaryota, Viridiplantae, Streptophyta, Magnoliopsida, Ericales, Theaceae. The record is from RefSeq and is a predicted model, not a curated record.
CAUAUAUCUCAUGAAAACCACACACAAAAAAAAACCCAACUCUGUUACCUUAAAUUCCCCUACAAAACCCAUGUAUUUCUUCUCCUCCUCUCUCUCCUAACAGACCUUAAAAAAACAAAACCUCCACCAAAUGGGGUGUUGUCACUUGCACACCUCAACUCCACAAAUACUAGGCAGAAUUCCCACAAACAAACCAUCACAACUAUCCUUGUUCUCAUCAGCUCAACCAAAGUUCAGAAUCAACAAUCAGAAUCAGAAUCAACAACCACCACCUAUUUCUACCACCAGAGUCACUCAAAGACAGCCACCAAUACCAAAAACUGAUGCGUACGGUGUUAAGUUCAGGACACUGGGAGGUUGCAAGCUUGGGAUUUCUAGAUAUCCUGACUUUGAAUACAAUGCUGAAGGGGGUACAGGGACUGGGACGGGGUUGAAAAUCGUAGAUGGUGACUUGGAUGGUGAAGUUUCAGUCAAUUUUGAUCUAGAAACACUCUAUAUUCCGCCAUUGACAAGCGCAACAACUAGGUUCUUGGGAUUGCCAUUGCCGCCUUUCCUGAAAAUUGAUAUUGUUCCUGAGCUAUUUCGAGGAAUCAUCAACCAAAAAUCUGGCAAGGUGGAUCUUGAGUUCAAGGCCAAGUUUUUGUUUUCCAUUGGGAGUAUCUAUAAAGCUCCUCCAUUGCUGGUGGAGACUGUGUUAACAUCAGAGGAGUCAAAGGGAACACUGAGAAGUGGGAAAGGGGAGAGUCUGAAUGAAGAAGGGAAGUGCAGGUUGGUUGGGGUGGCAACUGUUGACCCCAUUGAUGAUUUUCUUAUGGAUACCUUCCUUAGCCUUCCUACGGAAUGUCUUGCCAACAUGAAUGCUACAAUCUCCUUCUCUAGUUCUUAAAGAUUUAAAAACCACCAUUUAGACCACUUCAAUUCUUAAAGAUUUUAAAACCACCAUUUAGACCACUUCAAAUCAUGUUCUCUCUAUAGCUCUUGCUGGGAAAGCGAGAAGAAAACACGAUAUGGUACUUAAAUUCUUUUAUCAUGAGGCUACAAGACAGCUUAAAAUAUUUUUGGAAGUAUACUUUCGUUUCUUCUCUUUCCACAAAUUUAAGAUCCAACCAAACACAGCCUAAAGGUUCUACAAGUUGAGUUGACCAACACAAGAGAAAGAGAAGAGAUAUCGGAGAUACUUCUGAAGUUAUGGUUAUGGAGUCUUUUCAAGAUUUUAUUGUGGCCCGUCAUUGAGGAAGUUCUUAUAGGAUCAAUGUCUAAUUAUUUUGUUUUAUAUGACUGAAGGAGAGGAGCUAAGUGUUCUACAUCUUCUUUCACUGGAAAAACUCUAGCAGAUUUUUUUUGUAGAAUGUUUUCCACCAAAAACAAGGAACAAAUGUGACUUUAAAUGAACAUUAUUUUCCUUA